CACCCCACGUGCGUUCACGUGUCAGACCACUCCUUUUAGAAAUUAGCAUGGCGUCUUGUAGCUCAGCUGGAGUUGAUGAAGAUCAGUUGGGAGAAGGAGAUGUGGUUCAGAAACCGUCAAAAAUACCAAAGACUUCGAUAUGGGACACAACUGACGAAGAGUCCAUUCAAUCACAGUUAAUAAUGAGUGUCCUGUACAAUGGUGGCUGCUUGGGUCUGUCCUAUUAUGACACUGAGUCUGGCCAGUUGUGUAUAAUGCUGGAUGUAGCUGAAACUAAAGACUAUGAGAUCCUUAAACGAGUUAUAAUGCAAGUGGAGCCAAGCAUUGUAUUAUCUAGCUCUAAACAAAACGAAAACAUGCAACAGAUACUGAAAGACUGUUCUAGUCCUGAGGGAGAUACUGGUAGUAUAUUUGCUUGUAGUAUUUCAGUUGAAGUUCUUCCAAGUGUUGAGUUUAGUAAGUAA
Messenger RNA from Amphimedon queenslandica, 464 nucleotides. Its product is annotated as mutS protein homolog 5-like. The transcript has 4 exons. The coding region runs from base 48 to 464 and encodes 138 amino acids. Gene Ontology annotation, molecular function: ATP binding; mismatched DNA binding. Gene Ontology annotation, biological process: mismatch repair. NCBI's taxonomy places the organism in Eukaryota, Metazoa, Porifera, Demospongiae, Haplosclerida, Niphatidae. The record is from RefSeq and is a predicted model, not a curated record.